This is a messenger RNA of Hymenoscyphus albidus, 1014 nucleotides long. NCBI's taxonomy places the organism in Eukaryota, Fungi, Ascomycota, Leotiomycetes, Helotiales, Helotiaceae. The record is from the annotation of a GenBank genome assembly.
AUGAAUUUCCAGAACAAAGUUGAAAAUACCAACUUUGAUGGCAUUCAUCAAGAGGUAAGAAGUCUCGGCCGCUACCUUCUAGCAUACUUGAGUGUACUUGGAUCUUUACUGAAGUUGAUAAAGGCACGUAGAACAAUAUGGUUCCAUUUAUAUACCUUAUUCCUGUUCACCAAAUCGGACUUCAAGACCGUCAUAUUCCCACAAUGCGUAUUCGCCCUCUCCUUCGCCUACUCUCACACACAAUCUGGCACAAGCCUUGCAUUCGGUGAGAUCUUCAAAUGGCGAUUUCCAUACAUGCUCGUCUGGAUCUGGGUUCAUCUACUUGUAGAGAAUGUCGCGAACCAACGACUCCCUGGAUCAGUGGUAGAGGAUACAGAGAACAAACCGUGGAGGCCAUUGCCAUCAGGCCGAAUCACACCGGAUGAAGCCCAGAGUCUCCUUCGAAUACUUGUCUGUGUAGCACUAGCUAUCAGCGUCCUUCUCGGCAGUUUCGAAGCCAGCAUUACGCUCAUGACUUGCAUCUGGCUUUACAAUGAUCUCGAUGGCAGUGGGGCCGGUCCUUGGCAGCGAAACCUCCUCAACGCUGCGGGACUAUCAUGUUUUGGGUGGGGUGCUGUUGCGGUAUUGUUCUCUGGCGAUGGGUUCCCAAAGGAUUUGCUCUGGAAAUGGUUGUCCCUACUCGCCGCUGUGAUCACCACCACGGUGCAUGCUCAGGAUUUUCCUGAUGUGGAAGGAGAUGCUAAAUCCGGGAGGAAGACCAUGCCACUGUACUACGGCCAACGACCUUCACGAUAUGGGCUUGCCAUACUUUUACUCCUGUGGUCUGUGGCCUGCCCGGCAUUCUGGCAUGUCAAUUUGCUGGUUGGAGCAGCUCCACUUUUCAUGGGUAUCGGGAUGGCUGGGAUGACAGCAUUUAGAUGUGACAUCUUUUACGAUGCCAUUGUGUGGAGAUGUUGGUGUCUUUGGACUGGUGUUUUGUAUCUUCUCCCCCUUUUUGCAUCAGCGAGAGCUUGA